Polyodon spathula (Mississippi paddlefish) is the source of this 2622-nucleotide messenger RNA. RefSeq names its product tsukushi small leucine rich proteoglycan homolog (Xenopus laevis) (gene tsku). The record is from RefSeq and is a predicted model, not a curated record. Gene Ontology annotation, molecular function: protein binding. The transcript has 2 exons. The coding region runs from base 240 to 1382 and encodes 380 amino acids. NCBI's taxonomy places the organism in Eukaryota, Metazoa, Chordata, Actinopteri, Acipenseriformes, Polyodontidae.
CGUGAGUCUGUUAGUUCAUUAUUAGUUACCAUUCCUGUACUGCAGAUUGAAUUAAAAGUUUGCCUGUUGAAUCAAAACGUACGAACAAAAGGUGUGUUCCUCUUUCGUGAGUUUGGGAUGGGACUGGAGUUUGCGUAAAUCAAGACAAGGGCGUGCUCGCUGAAGUGCUGAAAGCACCGAACAACUCCGCAAAAUGUGAGACAGCAGAGCCCACAGCGACCGGACCAUUCAGAGCACGAAUGCAAGACUUUCCAGGAAAAACAGAGCCGCUUCUUCGCUUCCGAUCAGACUCGAGCUUCAGAGAGUUCGGGGACUUUUCAUUGAGCAGACAAGGAGGAAUGGAUUCUCGGCUGUGGCUCCGCUGUUUGCUGAUCUUCAUCCUGCAUGUCGCCUCCACAAAGAGCUGCCACCCAGGAUGCCGCUGUGAGGUGGAGAGCUUUGGACUCUUCGACAGCUUCAGCCUCACAAAAGUAGACUGCAGUGGAGUGGGACCCCAUAUCACCCCCAUUCCUAUCCCUUUAGACACCUCCUAUUUAGAUCUGUCAUCCAACUACAUGGAGACCCUCACAGACUCCAUGCUAACAGGACCUGGUUACACCACUUUGGUUAGCCUUGACCUGAGCAACAACAAGCUAACCAAGGUCCACAGCAAGACCUUUUCCAAACUGCGCUACCUGGAGUCCCUGGAUUUAAGCAGCAACUGUUUGGAAAUGCUUUCGGAUGGGUGCUUCUCUGGCUUACCACUGACUGAAGUGGACCUCAGCAACAACAGGCUGCAGGAAUUCAGGUUGGAUAUCUUUACAUCCAAAGGUCAUGGGAAGCCGAUCAACCUGGACCUCUCCAACAACGUUCUGACAGCCGUCUCCAAAAACCCCCACAGCAGCUCUCCCAACAUCCAGAGCCUGAGCCUGGCUGGGAACAGACUGACAGCCGUGCCGCUGCUCCAGAGCGUUCCUGUGAGAUCCCUGAAUCUGGACGGGAACCCAAUCCCCCACAUAGAGGAGAAUGCCUUUGUGGGAAUGACUGAGCUGACCUAUCUGUCUCUCAGCAGUCUUCCAGCACUGACUGCAAUCCAGCCCAACAGCUUCAAAGGGCUACAGAAUCUACAGGUCCUUGAUUUAUCAAACUGCCCAAAGCUAAAGGAUCUCAAGCCAGAGGUAUUCAGCGGGCUGCUUUCCUUGCAGGAGCUCAACUUGAUCAAUUCGGGUGUAACCGCCUUGCCAAGUAAAUUGCUGAAUUAUUUACCGAGCAUCAGAAGCAUCACUCUGGGACCAAACAUGCAUUGCUGGAAGAGCAGGAAACAGGGGCAGUUCCACCCGCAUACGGGGCAAGUGAAGAGUGGAGACAGAUUGACAUGCGAUCCUGCAGCCACACUCCUGUGAGCUGGAUUAGACCAGCCACUACGUCAGGAAUACCCUGGGCUGGAGAAGCCUGCAUUGUGCCUUCAAUACCAUUAUCUUUAUGUUCAUCCCAAGAGAACAACAUAUUCCUGCUAAAACUUGAGAAUUACUGUGUUUCAUAAAUUUGUACCUUUCUGUAAUUUAAGAAAUCAUUUUGCACUUUUUUUUUUAAAUAUGCUCCAUAAAACAUGGAGCAUUUCAUGUUACUGGUUUAUAGGAACAGGGGAGGACAGCGAUGCACAAUCACGCAUUCAGAUCAGUCUCAGCCAUGCACAAUCAUGUAUUCAGACCAGUCUCAGCUGUGCACAUCCAUGCAUUCAGAUCAUUCUCAGCCAUGCACAAUCAUGCAUUCAGAUCAGUCUCAGCUGUGCACAGUCAUGCAUUAAGAUCAGUCUCAGUGUGGCUCCAACUGAAAUGCUACAGAUACUGCUUCUCUAAACAGUCUAGAUUCUCUCCUGAUCAGCCAUAUUCAAAGUGUGGAACAAAAUGCGAGUGACCUGAUUGAGCUGCAUGUAACCCUUUUCACUGUGGUCAGUUCUCUGCACUCAAGACUUCGCCAGUAUGUGAGCUAAUCCUCUGAACUCCAUUGGUUUUUUUAAUAUCACUCAAAUCAUUCAACACUACACAUGAGUCAGCCCAGUCUCAUUAAGCACAGAAUAUGUGGUGCUGGAAUCUGUGUGAGGCAGCCCUCCAGUGCAGUUUAAGAUAAAAGAGUCUCUGUAGAAACACAAGUGCCUUCAUGGGUUAGGCACUGACUGCAAUGUGCUGCUUCUUUGGGGGUGUGUGCUUUUAUUACCAGGUAUACAAACAGAAAUACAUGGAUAUUUCUAAAGGGUAUCUAUGUAUGUGUGACACAAGGUGUUUACAAGUAAUGCUUCUGAUGCCUUACCUUCAUUUUUGAUCAUGAGAAUGUGAACACCAUCACUGUGAUCUGAAAUAAAGAAGCAUACAUAUCCAAGUGGGUUGAAGCUGGAGUUACAAAAAUGUACAAAAAUAUCAGAAAUGCACACAAGUAUCAGAGCUAACUUCAGACACUAGCUGUGACACACAAGUGUUCACUCUGGCCACUCACUAAAGCAGGUACAGGAUGUGACCACGUUGCCAUUAGAACAACGCAAACACAUCACACCGCUCCAUUCGUUUGAACAUUAUCGUUUCUCAUAAGAUGAAAGCCAGGAUGUCAUUAAAAUGAAAGCAGAACAACAUUUGGUUUCAACAGAAA